AUGGCAAGAGCUCUCUGGCCCCACUGUGCCGAAGCCGAAGUUGCGAAGGCCCAGCUCCACGCCCUACGUGAUGACAUAGUUCACCAAUACCUGGAGGGCGCCAAGUCUGCAGGCUUGCCAGAGCACCGGUAUCUUCGCAAAGACCUGUUCCGAUGCUGCUUGCGUUUGCACUGCCCGCAGCUGCUCGAAAUCGAUGAAAGCAUGCUCACACAAGCGCUCCAGCGCCUCGUGAAAAGCAAGUAUGAGCGCACACUGGCAGACGAAGAGCCCGUCAAAAUCACUGUGCGCAAUCUGCGCUGGAAGAAUUGUCCGACAGCUCCUGCUGCUUUAAUCUGUUCGCAUCUUUUUGCGGUCUGCUGCUCGGUCAUGCCCCCUAAGCGCUUCAGCCUCGCAGAUGUAGAAGCGAAAGGUGGCUUCACAAAGAAAGCGCGUAUGGACCAGGCCAGCGACGGUGGUGCCACAUUGAUAGCAGUGGCUAGGCCCUGGGGGAGCGCUUUCUGGGCCUUUGAAGAUGCAGAUGCUGCCACGCGUCUUUGGCAAGUUCAACUGACGGGCUCGGCCAGGAACGCCUUCACGUACCAAGCGCUUGUCACCGCAAAAGAAGCGUUGGUCAAUCAUCCGGACGAAAGGGUGCGGGAUUUGCAAGCAGUGGAAUCAAUCCUGCAGGUCCGCUUGAUGACUGGAGGCCCACCCCUGUCGGGACCUGUGGAUGCUGAUGGGAUGCAGAUGCUGCCACGCGUCUCUGGCAAGUUCAACUGCCCACCCCUGUCGGGACCUGUGGAUGCUGAUGGGGUGGGAAUUCAAAGGUGGCAGACAGUCCUUUAUGCGGCAGGGGAAGAUCCGAGCAACGCCUUGAAUUUCAUCCACUUCAUCUUGGAGCACAAGUUGCGACGGGGCACAAUUGCUGCCAUGCCCAAACUUUUACUGCAACUACCAGAUGGGAGUUUCCAAGGUCCCGUGCAAGGCCCAUGGCAGCUCGCAGCUGUGCCGCAAGACAGCAGCAACCUGCCAAAACCCUUCGCAGCACUGCCUCCCAGAGGCCGACGCCACGUCAUAGCACAGCUCGAGAAAAGGGGCGACGAGGAAGAGGUUGAAUAUUCCUUCUGGCUGCGCGGUGGCCUCUACCCUUUCCGCAACCGGUUCGAUGAGAUGCAAGUCUCUGCCGCAGAACUGGACAUUCAAGACGACAAAGGGAAUCCAAAGCAAGAGUACAUUCGCCUGGUAAAGUUUGCAGGCUUGGAAGAUGGCGAAACCUUACUGACGGCCAUCCUUGAAAAUUGCCUUCUGCGCCUGCCAAUCUAUUUCAUGAACGAAGCCGGGGACGACGAUGAAGUGGCCAAUUGGAUCCUGGAGCAAGCCAGUGUGGGAGCCUUGAUUGAGCAAGGCGACGACACUUUUUGUGACCCCUGGCCAGCCAAAGGGCACAGCAGAUCAAUUGCCGCGGAAAAGCUGGGAAAGCUUGGGGCGCAAGAUCGCAUGGCACAUGCCCCAACCACCGGCUUCGGCUCUAGCACCCUGCGGCAACUCAUCACUUUAUCUUCAAUCUGUUGGGACCGCUGUUCAACCAUGCCCCCCAAGCGCUUCAGCCUCGCAGAUGUAGAAGCGAAAGGCGGCUUCACAAAGAAAGCGCGUAUGGACCAGGCCAGCGACGGUAGUGCCACAUUGAUAGCAGUGGCUAGGCCCUGGGGGAGCGCUUUCUGGGCCUUUGAAGAUGCAGAUGCUGCCACGCGUCUCUGGCAAGUUCAACUGACGGGCUCGGCCAGGAACGCCUUCACGUACCAAGUGACUGUCAUUGCAAAAGAAGCGUUGGUCAAUCAUCCAGACGAAAGGGUGCGGGAUUUGCAAGCAGUUGAAUCAAUCCUGCAGGUCCGCUUGAUGACUGGAGGCCCACCCUUGUCGGGACCUGUGGAUGCUGAUGGGGUGGGAAUUCAAAGGUGGCAGCCAGUCCUCUAUGCGGCAGGGGAAGAUCCAAGCAACGUGAUGGAUUUCAUCUAUUUCAUCUUGGAGCACAAGUUGCGACGGGGCACAAUUGCUGCCAUGCCCAAACUUUUACUGCAACUACCAGAUGGGGGUUUCCAAGGUCCCGUGCAAGGCCCAUGGCAGCUCGCAGCUGUGCCACAAGACAGCAGCAACCUGCCAAAACCCUUCGCAGCAUUGCCUCCCAGAGGCCGACGCCACGUCAUAGCACAGCUCGAGAAAAGGGGCGACGAGGAAGAGGUUGAAUAUUCCUUCUGGCUGCGCGGUGGCCUCUACCCUUUCCGCAACCGGUUCGAUGAGAUGCAAGUCUCUGCCGCAGAACUGGACAUUCAAGACGACAAAGGGAAUCCAAAGCAAGAGUACAUUCGCCUGGUAAAGUUUGCAGGCUUGGAAGAUGGCGAAACCUUGCUGACGGCCAUCCUUGAAAAUUGCCUUCUGCGCCUGCCAAUCUAUUUCAUGAACGAGGCCGGGGACGACGAUGAGGUGGCCAAUUGGAUCCUGGAGCAAGCCAGCGUGGUGUCUGCUGAAAAGAAGCACUGUGCAUGUUUGUGGCCGGGCGAAGCAUUCAAGGCCCAUUCCUGUUUUACUUACUUGGUGUGCGAGCAGGCUUUUGUCAGGGAACCAAUGUCGCCUUUAGCUUUGCCCCGGGCCGCCACGGAAGAGGACGAUGCUGCAGAAUGGGUUUCGCCACGAGUCGGUCAACGAGUCAUGGUCUUACGGGACCCCUGGCUUCUAUGGAUUUUGGAUGGUAAGAAAACAAUGGAAAUCCGCAACAAACGGGCACGCCUUGGCCCGGCAUGGCUUGGGCAAGGAGGGAAAGUGUAUGGGAAGGUGAACAUCAUUGCUGCAAUGCCCAUGACAGAAACACAAUUUCGCGGCUGCUUUCACGAGCAUUUGUGGCCGGAAGAUGCGAAGGAAGCAUCAAAGUCAAAGCAACGCCGAUCCAAGGAAAGCCCUGCCGAGCAGAAGAAGAAGAAGAAAGCCAGGGGCAGUGCUGCAGCUAAGGAGGACGGGCCAGAAGCAUGA
This is a messenger RNA of Cladocopium goreaui, 3003 nucleotides long. The record is from the annotation of a GenBank genome assembly. NCBI's taxonomy places the organism in Eukaryota, Dinophyceae, Suessiales, Symbiodiniaceae.